Messenger RNA from Pocillopora damicornis (cauliflower coral), 1438 nucleotides. Its product is annotated as EEF1A lysine methyltransferase 4. Lineage: Eukaryota; Metazoa; Cnidaria; Anthozoa; Scleractinia; Pocilloporidae. The record is from RefSeq and is a predicted model, not a curated record.
GCGUUACAAAGGGUUAUACUUCGACGAGCCAUGGAUCUACCGGAGAAAAACUCAUCCUAUAAGCAGCAGGAAUACUGGGAUAGACGCUUUUCGAAAGAGGACAACUUUGAAUGGUGCAAAAGCUACAAAGAUUUCGAACAUUUAAUCAACGAACAUGUGAACCGUAGUGAUCGAAUACUCAUUUUAGGCUGCGGAAAUAGCUCUUUAAGCGAAGACAUGUACCGUGACGGAUAUAGAAAUAUCGUUAAUAUCGACUUUUCAGCUGUAGUAAUUGAGAAUAUGAAACGGAAAUGCAAAGAUUUAACCGAGAUGCAGUGGAUGGUGAUGGACAUGACAAACAUGACGUUCCCAGAAGGUUCGUUUGAAGUCAUUAUUGAGAAGGCAACUUUGGAUGCAUUAAUGGUGGAAGAAAGAGAUCCUUGGAACCCUACAGGAGAUAUACGAAAUAGUAUGGAUUGUGUUCUAUCGCAGGUGUCUAAAAUUUUAAAAGAUGGAGGACGCUUUAUUUCUGUGACAUUUUCACAGCCUCAUUUUAGAAAACCUUUUCUUGCAAAGUUACAAUAUAAUUGGUCAAUAUCUCAACAGACAUUUGGUGAAUCCUUCCAUUUCUUUUUCUAUGUGAUGGAAAAAGGAAGACCAAUGAGUGAUGAGGACAAAGAGUUGGAAAUUUAUGUGGAAAAUAAAACAAAACAUGACAAGGAUAACAAGGGUGAAAAUGAACCAUGUUGCAGAGUUGCUGAAGACACUGAGGAUUUUUUAUUUUAUGUAGCUUUGUAACUAUACUCUGAGCAGGUGCUCAAAUUAUUCCUGGAACCAGUUGCAAAUGAGUUAGACCAGAAGGCCUGAUCAAGCUAGAGGUCACAUAUUGUAGAGCUGGAGGAAACUCUUUCCCAGGUCCCUACUCUCUUGCUCAUGUUACUUUGAAAAUCAUCGAUUGCUUGAUUGAGGGAUGCUUAACCCUGUAACUCCCAGAUGUGAUCAACAUGUAACUUCUCCCUAUAAUAUCCAUACAUUAACCAGCAAACAGGUAAUAAGAAUACCAAAGUUAUCAAGUGGAAGUUGUUAUCUUCAUCUUACACCAAAUUCUUGUCACUAAUUUACAAGGAAAUGUGUAGCAGCUAGAGGGGAGAAUUAACAAUCAGAUCUUAGGAGUUAAAGGGUUUAGACAAGUUUGACUGUAGGUUGGAUUGACCAUGUGAAUAGGUUAUUUUUCCUACAACCAGAUAAAGAGUGGUUUGUAAGUUAUAAAGGAAAUAUAUGCCAAGGAAUUUCAGUGCUUGGGGGCUUGUAAAGAAAAUGUCAUUUUCAUCUGAGUUGGCAAAUCAAAAUUACAGAGCUUAUGAAUGAAAGGUAAUUGUGGGGUAAUUGCAAUUAUGAUUCAUUACAUUGAAAACAGCACUAAAGUGCAACAUUUGGGAGUAAAUAUUUUAUUUACCAA